Molecule: messenger RNA, 498 nt
Organism: Adineta ricciae
Lineage: Eukaryota; Metazoa; Rotifera; Eurotatoria; Adinetida; Adinetidae
Source: the annotation of a GenBank genome assembly
AUGUCAUCAAAUCAAGAACGUGUGUUCGUAACUGGAGCAAGUGGAAAUAUUGGAAGUGAAAUCGUUAAAAGUUUGAUAACAAAACAAAUCCAUACAACAAUCUAUGUACGAGAUGAACAAAAAGCGAAAGAAUUAUUUAAAAAUGACCUAAAUUCUGGUUAUCUCUCAAUUAUUGUCGGCACUUAUGCAACACUUGAUGUAUUUACAAAAGCAAUUCAAGGACAUACGCGUUUGUUUCUACUCUAUGCUGGGAAUUUCAAGCCGACAGCAAUGAGUGAAGUGAAAGAAAAAUUUGCGAGAGCUGCUUUUGAGCAAGGCGUUCAUCAAAUUGUCGAUCUUUCAUCAGCUUCUGUUAGUAAUGGUCGGGAUGGAAUUAUUUCAUUUAUGCAUUCGACAGCUGAAGAGAAACUCUGGAAAAUGAUCGAUGAAAAACCAGAGGANUUACUGCUUGAACUCGUUUAUCUGUACAUUUUAUUCUUUCCAUUCGCUAUCGACUGA